AAAGAAAGCACAUAUGGAUUAUUUUUCUGGGUUAGUCGGUGACUUGACCUUUUGAUGGAGUUGGACUGUUGGUUCAACCUUCACCAACCAUUCCAUCUUCACUGUUAGGUGAAUAUUGAGAGGACUUCAGUUCAUAUCAGUUUGUUAUAUUCAUUACUUGAGGCUUUGAGCUUCUCAAUCUUCUCUUCUGUGUUUCUUUACCAUGGAUUCCAACUCCUCGGAUAUAGUCCAUGAGUUCCUUCCUUUGUUCCGUAUAUACAAAGAUGGCCGUGUGGAGAGGCUUAUGGGCACAGAAACCAUACCACCCUCCACUGACCCCCAUACUGGUGUCCAGUCUAAAGAUAUCAUAGUCUCAACUGAGAACAACCUCUCUGCUCGCCUCUUUCUUCCAAAACUCAGAAGCCCCCAUCAGAGACUCCCUCUUCUUAUAUACAUCCAUGGAGGUGCGUUUUCGGUUGCAUCUCCUUUUUCUCCUAUAUACCAUCGCUAUCUCACUUCGCUGGUCAAUGAAGCUAAUGUGAUAGCAGUUUCUGUGCAGUAUAGAAGAGCUCCAGAGCACCCUCUCCCUACUGCAUAUGAUGAUACCUGGGAAGCAAUCAAGUGGGCAGCUUCACAUGUAAAGGGCAACGGUCCUGAACCCUGGCUGAAUGAUCAUGUCGAUUUUCAGAGAGUUUUCUUGGCUGGUGAUAGUGCCGGGGCUAAUAUUGCUCAUAACUCGGCAAUGAAAGUAGGCGUUGAUGGUCUGGAUGCUGUGAGAAUACACGGUUUGGUUUUGGUCCACCCAUUUUUCAUGAACAACGAGCCUGAUAAGCUGAUAGAAUUUAUUUUUCCCUCAAGUAGUGGCUGCAAUGACCCAAGGAUGAACCCGGUUAGUGCUGGUGCGGAGCUAGCUCAACUAGGGUGCUCCAAGGUUCUGGUGUUCGUUGCAGGAAAAGAUUGGUUGAAAGAUAGAGGAUGUAGUUAUUAUGAGGCAUUGAAGAAGAGUGGAUGGAGUGGGACUGCUCAGGUUGUGGAGACAGAAGGAGAGGACCAUGCCUUUCACUUGUUUAACCCUGCCUGUGAGAAGGCGAAGGAUUUGAUGAAACAUGUAGCUUCCUUCUUGAAUCAAGAAUAGCGAUUAAACCUGAAAAGAAUUUAGGUUCUUCCUUCAUUGAUGAUUGUUAGCCUCAUAUUUGGCAUAACAGUGAUGCUAUGUAUUUGUCUAGCCUCAAAAAGUAUGAUUAACUUGCCCUUUUUUGGGUACAUAUAUCUGCAUUUGUUGUUGUAGCAUGAUUAACAUGAAAUGUGCUUUGUGCAUGAUUUGUGGUUACCCCUUCUCUAUAAAUUACUUACAAAUCU
Rubroshorea leprosula is the source of this 1338-nucleotide messenger RNA. The record is from the annotation of a GenBank genome assembly. NCBI's taxonomy places the organism in Eukaryota, Viridiplantae, Streptophyta, Magnoliopsida, Malvales, Dipterocarpaceae.